Molecule: messenger RNA, 1206 nt
Organism: Aspergillus aculeatinus CBS 121060
Lineage: Eukaryota; Fungi; Ascomycota; Eurotiomycetes; Eurotiales; Aspergillaceae
Exons: 1
Coding region: 1-1206 (401 amino acids)
Source: RefSeq, a predicted model, not a curated record
AUGUCCAACAUUAUGAACCCUAUUGAUGACCCAUCAUACAACGUUGACGCGACUGAGCAAGCCUUCGGAACCAAGAGCAUGGAGUCAAACCAUAGUGCCGGGUCCUUGGGACACGCCAAUGCCAGCCGCAAUUCUUACAGUAGCAGCGCUCAGCCCAUGGCCUUCGACAAGCCACAGAGGAGUAGUAUCGACGGUGUUCACCCCAUGGCGGGUACGCAGAGCUCAUACAACGCUUUCGGUGCCUCGACUGCUCGACCUUUGAGCCAAGAAAUGUCUAAUUCAAACACUGCAUCGCCCAAUGUAACCUUGGGGACAGAGAACGGUCAAGGUUUUCAGGAAAACAUCCCACAUCACCCGGCACCACACGGCACUUUCAGUCCAUCGAUGAAUCUCGAUAAUGGAGCCACUCAAUCCACCCCUACGGAUAGAAUGCUCUCCUCGACAAGCCCUCUGGGGUCCCUGGCAGAGGGUACCGAUAUUGCACGUGCGAAGGCCAACCGUGGCAGUGUCCAUGCGGCGCAAUACAAUACAGAUCCGUCCGCAGAGAUCAGCGGUGGAGGUCGGCAUACCUCAGGCCAACUAUCGCCUUCGAAUGAGCAUCAUCUAGAGCACAUGUCGAGGAACACUGAUAGCUCACGGGCGGAGAUCAAUCGUGGCGGGACCCAGGCGGGACAGGUGGGAUACCAUAAGGCCGUGCCAGAUGAUGGUACCGCCGGCCUCAAGUCGGGAAACACUGCCUCACGCGUAUCCCAUAGUGGCACCGAGUCGCAGAAGCACGAUGCCACUGGCGAUGCAGCAAACGCAUCAGCAGGGAACAAGAAAGAGCGCAUGGAAGGAACGCUGGACAGUGACCUCAACGGAGAGAAAGUGAACGGUAUCGCUGGCGUGAUUCCCAUCUCUGGCAAUGCUGGCCCAACUACCACGAAGACAUUCGACCCACAUGCCACAGUGGGUGGCGGUAGCCGCCACAACAUCGACACUCGGUCCUCUACUGCUGCAGAGCCAGGGAUUGGCGAAAUUGAACCCAGUCGAGACAAUCGCGCCCAUUCUUCCGACAUUGCUGGUAGCAGCUACAACACUCGGGGCCGUGGUUCCGCGCAUAGUACGACAGAACCCGUCGACAGCCAAACCCCGGGGAAGAAUAGCGCCGGUAUGACGUCGGGUUUGGAGGGUUCUGCACCUUCGGGGUCUCAACGAGCUGCAUAA